CCCAGUGCCAGUCGCAGCACCAGCAGUAGAACAACCUCCUGCAGCGCGAGCUGUUUUUGAAGAAGCUUCUACUCCCAUAGUUGUGCAGAAAAAAUCCGCCUCCGUACUAUCCGUUUUAGGUAGUUCUAAAUCCGUUUUAGAUAUCGAACCCGUUGAAAGAGAACGAGAAGAACGAGUUGCAACUGCAAGCACAACAAAUAAAGACAGGAGAGAGCAGUUCCUAAAGGCUGGAACUGAAGCACGGCAAAUGAUUGUUUUGAAUCUGCAUGCAGCAAUGCUUGACGUGGUCGCAGACGUAGUAGACACGACCUCCGUAGCAGGCGGGCAAACAUCAUCUUCACAGAAUAAACUAGAACUAGUCCACCUCGCAGACGUAGACACGACCGUAGCAGACGGGCAAACAUCAUCACAGAAACUACAGACUGUGAAAAGAAUCAUCGAUAAUGCUCCACCUGCGGACUCACAUGAUGGUGAGCAAUAUGCCCAUGCCAUUGUGGAUGCAGACUGUGUGUCAUCCUCAUCUUCAUCAUAUGGAGGGGAUCACGGUGGAGGUGAAGAUCAUGGGACUACAGUUAUGGUAGUAGUAGAUCCAGAAGCUUCGAAAAAUAAGGACAACAAGGUGAUGAAUCUUCUCGUGAAUACGUCGAUUUCCGGCGCUGCUGUAGCUGUUGGUGAAGAAGCAGUUGAAAAAGGCCAAGUUCCUGAAGAUGUAGUGUCGAACACGGCGAAUACUUUUACUUCCUCUUCCGCAGGAGGUGUAGGCGAUGAUGUUGAGGGCACCACAUUUUCCCUAGUAGAAGAGCAGUUGUCGCCUUCGAGGAAAAGCAACUCAGGAGCAGGGGAAGAAGUGGUUGUAGCGGGAACUAGCUUAAGUUCAGCUGUUGUGGACGAAGAGGAGCAAAAAGUUGCUCAAGAACUACAAGCGACGUCGACCGCCAGUGUUGCUUCGACAAGUAAACAACAAGAAGCACGACGACAUCAACCACAACCACGGACAAGCGCAGGCAAGAGUACUGUGGAAGACGAGGGAGUAGAACAGAG
Messenger RNA from Amoebophrya sp. A25, 1041 nucleotides. Lineage: Eukaryota; Dinophyceae; Syndiniales; Amoebophryaceae. The record is from the annotation of a GenBank genome assembly.